This is a messenger RNA of Stomoxys calcitrans (stable fly), 4828 nucleotides long. It is a transcript of the gene Ptp69D, whose product is annotated as tyrosine-protein phosphatase 69D. Gene Ontology annotation, biological process: protein dephosphorylation. The record is from RefSeq and is a predicted model, not a curated record. Lineage: Eukaryota; Metazoa; Arthropoda; Insecta; Diptera; Muscidae. The transcript has 12 exons. The coding region runs from base 171 to 4592 and encodes 1473 amino acids. Gene Ontology annotation, molecular function: protein binding; protein tyrosine phosphatase activity.
GGUGUAUAAAGCAUCUCGGUCGCUAUGUUUGUAUAUUAAAUUGAGAAAAUAUUUUUGAUUUUAUCUAAAGAAAUGAACAUAUUUAUUUAUCACUUGUGUGAAAAGCGUGUCGAAAUUAAAAACACUAUACCUGUGAAGUACUUCUAAUACAAGCAUUUAAAAUUAACAAGAUGAGAGCCGAAGCCUUUCUACAACGGGAAUGGUUCCUUCAAACUUUAGAAUAUGUGAUUUGUAUUGCUAUAGUUUUGGUUGGUUGUGACUGUCAAACUCCUAAUACCGAAGGCCUUCAAACUGUCCAUGUAGGUGGAAAUGUAACAAUUAAUUGUUAUUCGAGCAACAAAAAUAUUACAUGGAAAUUUAAAGACAGGAGUAUAGACGUGGAUAAUAAAAGGACAUUCACUGGAGUUGUCAGAACCAACAAUACGAACGAAAUAUCUGAGAUGCAAGAGAUUUAUGAAAUAUCAUUAAGCAUUGCUAACGUACAAAUAAGUGACGAAGGCAUUUACAUAUGCGAAACCAUAGAUAAUAUCAUACUUCGAAAAGUAUUUCUUCAGCCUUUCAUUGCGCCAAAAAUUGUGGACGCCAAUGGAGAAAAAGUAAAGCAGAAAAUCGGUCACUCAGUGAAAUUGUAUUGUGUAAUUGAAAUAUAUCCCCAAAAUGAUACAUUGGACAAACAACUACAAUGGUUAAAGGACGAAAAUGCAUUCAGUUUUCUGGAUAAAUCAGCCAACAUUGAAAAUUUGAAUUCGACCCAUAUUAAUUAUACUUUGGAAUUAACCGAAGUUUAUAAGAAAGAAAAUGGAACUUACGCUUGUGUAUCAUAUUUAUCCAGCGGAGAAGAACUUGCGAGAACUAAUAUAGCACUCUUGGUUAUGGAUGUGCCAAAGGUUAGCAUUGACUAUGUGAAGGCGGUGGGAGCCAGCAAAAUUUAUCUGAAUUGGACCAUUAAUGAUGGCAACGACCCUGUGCAAAAAUAUUUUAUACAAUACCUGCAGAGAGGGAACCCUGACUUAACUUAUUAUAAAGAUGUAAUUGGAGGUGGAAACACGUCAUAUGUGUUAGAAAAUUUUUUACCCAAUACAAGCUAUUUUUUAAGAAUGUCUGCAAAGAACAGCAUUGGUAACGGAACCCCAUUUCAAUACCCUCUAGCAGUAACAACAUUGGAAAAAGACCCUAUUUUCAUACCAAAAGUUAAAACAACGGGAAGUACUGCAUCAACCAUAACCAUUGGCUGGGAUCCGCCACCGCUGGACCUGUUCCCAUAUGUUCAGUAUUAUGAAUUGGUUGUUUCAGAAGCUGGGGAAAAACCAAAAAUCAUCGAAGAAGCAGUUUAUCAGCAAAACUCUAGAAAUCUUCCAUAUAUGUUUGAUAACUUAAAAACCGCAACCGAAUAUGAAUUUAAGGUACGCGCGUGCAGUGACUUAACAAAAUUAUGUGGUCCUUGGUCAGAUAUUGUGAAUGGGACUACAAUGGAUGGCGUUUCGUCGAAACCAAAAGACCUUAAAGUGUUUUGCAUACACAAUAACAUGUCAAAUAUUAAUACAGUUGAUAUUGGUUGGGUGGAGCCGGAGAAACCAAAUGGAAAAGUGGUUUCGUAUCAAAUUCAGUUGGAAGGUAUAUCCUCGUAUAACCGAAAUGGAAAAAUUCAUACUGAGACGUGGGGACCUAAAAUAAGGCGAAUUGAUGAACCACAACAUCACACAUCGUACGAUGGAGUUAUAUCGAAUACUAACUACACAGUCACAGUAUCGGCAAUUACGCGCCAUAGAAAAAACGGGGAACCUGCUACAGCUAAGUGCACCAUGCCUGUAUCCGUCCCUGAUGUCAUUACUCGCGUUAUGUGGACUAAAGUGAGGAUCAAUGAAGAAAAGUGUGUAUUCAAAGUUUUUGUACCUAGAGUAAGCGAACGGAAUGGUCCAAUAUGCUGUUAUCGAUUAUAUUUGAUACGAAUGAAAAACAACAUCGCCGAACUGCCUCCCCCAAACAAAAUUAAUAUUUCUACCUACCAUAAAGUUCACUCCCCCAAUAACUCUGUUGGUGGAGCAUAUUUAGCUGAAAUGUUCCCUGGCAGCAAUUUUAAAUCGGAAAUUUUCCUUGGUGAUGGAAAAAGGUAUUUUGAAAUCAGCUAUCCUUCGUUAAGGAAUAGUAUAGAAGACAUUGAUAAACAAUGCCUCAAAUGCGUGGAAGGGGAAAAAUUUGUUAUGCACAAUUCUCCAGCAAAAAACAGUCAAAAAACAGAUAUAUACAGCGAUAUUGAUCAUAGCCACAAUGAAAAACUUAGCAAAGCUGGAAAUCUUACAGAAUCUGCAUUCAAAAUUUUAGGAGCAAAAAAAAGGCGAAAAAGGAACUCUUAUAUCCUUAUAGAAAAAGAAACUGAUAAUCCUAAGUCUAUUGAUUUUGUCAAACAAUCCAUGCAGACUGAGAGCUUAUAUCCAGUUUACGACGGAGAAAUAGAUAUGAAUAGCAAUUACACUGGAUUUUUGGAAGUAAUAGUGCGAAAUAAAACAUCGGCAUUAAGAGCAUAUAGCAGCUACUUCGAAAUUAUCACGCCCGUAACCCCUGAUGAAGUGUCCAUUGAGAAUGAGUUAAAGAUGAUAAUAUUCAAAAUUUUUAUUCAAGGAUUGGCUAUUAUGAUUGGCAUAGCGCUUAUUGUGUUGUUAAUAUUAUGCUUGGUAAACCGUUGCAACACAAAAAAUUCCGGAGGUGGAGAGGAAGUGAUAAGUUUACGGGACUCUCUGAGCCGAGUCCUCUUUGGCGGUCGUUCAAACAAUCAUCGCCAUUUUAUUGGCACUACAAAUGGGAAAGUUACUGAUGUCGGGCCAAUUCAUAAGUCUGAUUUAUAUGUGUCAUACAAAAACCGACAUAAAGACACAGAUUACGGAUUUCUUCGCGAGUAUGAAAUGUUGCCAAAUCGCUUUAGCGACCGCACUACUAAAAAUUCGGAUUUGAAGGAAAACACUCCAAAAAAUCGUUAUCCAGAUAUAAAAGCCUAUGAUCAAACAAGAGUUAAGCUUUCUCAAAUAAAUGGAAUACAAGGUUCAGAUUACAUAAAUGCAAACUUUGUAAUUGGAUACAAGGAACGCAAGAAAUUUAUAUGCGCACAAGGUCCAAUGGAAUCCACUGUGAGUGAUUUUUGGAGAAUGAUUUGGGAACAGCAUCUUGAAAUAAUUGUGAUGUUAACAAACCUAGAAGAAUAUAACAAAACGAAAUGCGCUAAAUAUUGGCCAGAAAAAAUAACAGAUUUAAAGCAGUACGGUGAGAUUACUGUCAAAUUUAUGUCGGAGAAAAAGCAUGGAGAUUAUUUAAUAAGAACACUAGACAUAUACAAGAGAAACGCUGUCAACGAUGACGAGGAAGAAAGUCGACAAAUAACUCAAUAUCACUAUUUAGUCUGGAAGGACUUUAUGGCUCCCGAACAUCCACAUGCACUUAUAAAAUUCAUCCGUCAUAUUAAUGCAGUAUAUUCUGUACAACGGGGCCCAAUAUUGGUACACUGCAGCGCGGGUGUUGGGCGUACGGGAACGUUGGUAGCGCUGGAUUCUUUACUUCAACAAUUAGAAGAAGAAGACCAAGUAUCAAUAUUUAAUACAGUAUGCGACUUGAGGCAUCAGCGGAAUUUUCUUGUUCAAUCCUUGAAACAGUAUAUAUUCUUAUACAGAGCACUCCUCGAUACAGCACAUCUGGGAAACACUGAAGUCAGUGCUAUUGAAUUGUCAGCAACAGUGGAAAAUCUUAAAUUAAAACCUGAAGACGGAAGAGAGAAAUGCAAAUUAGAAUCGGAGUUUGAAAAACUUCAAACUAUCAACGACGAAACUAACAAAACGUCAUCCGUAGGAGCAAGUGAAAUGAACAUGGCGAAAAAUAGGAGUGAACAUAUUAUACCAUAUGAUCGUAACAGGGUUAUAUUAUCGCCGCUGCCACAUAAAGAGAAUUCAACAUACAUCAAUGCAUCGUUCAUAGAAGGAUAUGACAAUUCGGAGAACUUUAUAAUUACACAAGAUCCAAUGGAUAAUACUAUUGAAGAUUUUUGGAGAAUGGUUUUGGAACAAAGCAUAACUACGAUUGUAAUGCUAUCAGAGAUUGGCGAAGGACCCCGUCGCUGUCCUCGCUAUUGGGCAGAUGACGAGAUUCAAUUUGAUCAUAUUGUUGUAAAGUAUAUGGAAAGCGAAAGUUGUCCCUACUAUACGCGCAGAGAGUUUAACGUUACCAAUUGCAAAAUAAACGACACUAUUAAAGUCACUCAAUUGCAAUAUAAUGGAUGGCCAACAGUUGAAGGGGAAGUACCGGAGGUUUGCCGUGGAAUUAUAGAAUUAGUUGACCAGGCUUUAAACCACUACACGAAGGAGAAAAAUGUUGGAUGCAAAUCCCCUCUUACGGUUCACUGCAGCUUGGGAACUGAUCGAAGCUCUAUUUUUGUUGCAAUGUGCAUUCUAGUACAACAACUUCGAACCGAAAAAUCUGUUGAUAUUUGUACAACAGCAAGAAAAAUCCGAUCUCAAAGGCCAAGGCUGAUUGACACAUAUGCACAAUACGAGUUCCUAUAUCGAGCAAUAGUCAACUACGCCGAUCUUCAUAAGUUAAAUUCGGAGUGAAUGUCAUCAAAUACUAAGAAUUAUUACAUAAAUAUAAAAACAUUAAUCACGUAUACACAUACAAAAUUCUAUUUUAUUACAUCUUCUCAUUUUGUAUAAAAGUCUCGAGUUAAUUUUGUAAGUUUAAAAUUACUUUCAAAAGUAUUCUACAAUUGGUAGCAUAAUAUGUUAAGCAAAUAACCAAAGGAUAUUAAGAGUAAAAUUUUAUAUGUAUAACAAAUAAAUUUUAUACAGAA